This is a messenger RNA of Archocentrus centrarchus (flier cichlid), 5155 nucleotides long. It is a transcript of the gene slc38a3b, whose product is annotated as solute carrier family 38 member 3b. Gene Ontology annotation, cellular component: plasma membrane. The record is from RefSeq and is a predicted model, not a curated record. Lineage: Eukaryota; Metazoa; Chordata; Actinopteri; Cichliformes; Cichlidae. Gene Ontology annotation, biological process: L-glutamine transport; amino acid transmembrane transport; asparagine transport. The coding region runs from base 252 to 1799 and encodes 515 amino acids. The transcript has 17 exons. Gene Ontology annotation, molecular function: L-asparagine transmembrane transporter activity; L-glutamine transmembrane transporter activity; L-histidine transmembrane transporter activity.
CUUGGAGAGAGACAUUCUGAAUGUGCGUAAAAAUUCACGAAUAUAGAUAGAUAGAUAGAUGAGCAUCUCUCAUCUCCACUGAGGAAAAGGAAGCUACACGCGAAACGCACGAAAGGAGACCGAGGUCAUCAAAUUAUUCUCACUCACCAGCGGAAUUAAACUGAAAGCUUCGUGACAAGAGCUUUUGGUAUUCAAGUCAGUCAGAAGAACUGCUAUAAUUGAGCACAUACAGACCAAACAGAACUUGAAUUAUGGAGCAUUCUCAAUCAGAGAUGAAUAUAUUAUCCAAUGGGAAAAGUCAUGACCUCGGAGAUGAUGGGGGUGUGCCAUUGAAAACAAUGCUAGAUGAGGAUCAAAAUGGCACUCAAUCAGUCAGAUAUGAAGACCCUGAUGAUGGACUGGAGAAUGAGGAAUUUUUGCCUAAUGCAGAUGGAAAGAAACCCAUACGUUUCACAGAUUUUGAAGGAAAGACUUCUUUUGGCAUGUCUGUCUUCAACCUGGGCAAUGCUAUUAUGGGCAGUGGAAUCCUGGGAUUGGCUUAUGCCAUGGCCAACACUGGGAUACUUCUUUUUUGGUUUCUUCUGACUGCAGUAGCAGCUCUGUCAUCUUACUCCAUUCAUCUGCUGCUCAAAUCCUCAGGCGUUGUGGGAAUUCGAGCUUAUGAACAGCUGGGGUACAGGGCCUUUGGCAAUCCUGGAAAAAUGGCUGCUGGUAUAGCAAUCACCCUGCAAAAUAUUGGAGCUAUGUCCAGCUACCUUUACAUUGUUAAGUCUGAGUUACCACUGGUUAUCCAAGCUUUCCUGAAGGCUGAGCCUACCUCCGAUCUGUGGUACUUGAAUGGAAACUACCUGGUCAUCAUGGUCUCUGCCAGUAUCAUCCUGCCUCUUGCUUUAAUGAAACAGCUUGGUUACCUUGGCUACACCAGUGGGUUUUCUCUCAGCUGCAUGGUGUUUUUUCUCACUGCAGUUAUCUUUAAGAAGUUUCAGAUUCCCUGUCCCUUUGAGGAGUUCUCAGUAAACAGUACUGCUUCCCACCACGGCCUAAACGAUUCAAGCCACAUCCAUGAGCACAACAACGGUGUGGUUCACGAGGAUGACGACUCCCACUGCACCCCACGCAUGUUCACCAUCAACUCACAGACAGCGUACACCAUCCCAAUCUUGGCUUUCGCAUUUGUUUGCCAUCCUGAGGUCCUGCCCAUCUACACCGAGCUACGCAAUCCAUCAAAGAAGAAGAUGCAGAAGGUGUCCAACAUCUCCAUCUUUGUCAUGUACAGCAUGUACUUUCUGGCAGCUCUCUUUGGCUACCUGACUUUUUAUGGCAAUGUGGAGGCUGAACUGCUGCACACAUACAGCCGGAUUGAUCCAUAUGACACUUUGAUCCUGUGUGUGCGAGUGGCUGUCCUCACUGCUGUAACACUAACUGUCCCCAUUGUGCUGUUCCCUGUGCGUAGAGCCAUCCAGCAGAUGUUAUUCCCCACCAAAUCUUUCAGCUGGUUACGUCACACUGCCAUUGCUCUCAUUCUUCUCACCUUAAUCAACAUGCUGGUGAUAUUUGCUCCAAACAUUCUGGGAAUCUUCGGCAUCAUCGGCGCCACAUCAGCUCCUUGCCUCAUUUUCAUCUUCCCUGCUGUCUUCUACAUCCGGAUUGUUCCCAAAGAAGAUGAACCCAUGAACUCUCCUUCUAAGAUACUGGCUGCCUGUUUUGCUGCUUUGGGUUUCUCCUUCAUGGUAAUGAGUCUGAGCUUCAUAUUAAUCGACUGGACAACGGGGGAAGGCCUCGCUGUUGGAGGACACUAGAUACUGCUUCAUUGUGUGUGGUCUUAGGAAAGGCUUGCCAACUGUAAAACGGUCAGUGUUUAGAGAAUACUGUCACCUAAGGGAAACACACUACAGGGCUGCUCAGAACAGCUCCCAGGUUUCUAAAUGUACACAAUACCGAGUAUAGCAUGUGAGUAGGAAGGAAUCAUUUAAAUUAACUUUUUGACUGUAACUUAACAUACAUCUGAACAAAAUCCAGGCAUAUCAACAUUUCAUUAUUUAAGUUAACAAAGAGUAAAAGAAUGAGUUUAUUUGAAGGAUUAGGAAUGAACUUUUUUGUUUUUGUUUGCUUCCCUGUGUUAGUGCGAUUGUCCAGAGAUGAUGGUGAAAUUGUCCUUUCCUGUUGCUUCCUCUUUAUUUACACACAAACAGCUGCAGCUGGUACUGUACAAAAAAAGAAAGUAUGAUUGUCUUUUAGCAAGACAGGAAAACAUUAUAAUUAUACAUUAUAAUAUACGGUAUAAAUGAGAUACAGCAAAAUAUCUUUAAACUUCGUUUUUAUGUAAUAUUAGUUAUUUUCCAUGAAACGCACAAUGGAAGACAGUCAGAUGAUCUCAUCUUGCACCACCAGCAAUCUGAACUGUUCAUCAUUAUGUAAUAUUAUAUAGUGAGGUGUUUUAACGCCUUAGAGCAUGGCUGACAGUUAGUUGUUAUGUGUCUACAAGCUUUUGCUCCAUAUGCAUAAUUCAGCAAACAUUCUUCAACACUUUCUUCACUUUCUUCUGGUGCCUUUAGCAAAAAACACACACACACACACACACACACACACACAGACAUACAGUAAAAACAAGAGGGUAUAUUUAUUUAGCUAACUAAAUAGUGUUUUUAAUUUCAAAUGGAAUAUAUUUAACUACAAUGACGUUAAUAACCACAUUACACAGGUGUUACAGACUGAUAAUAGUUUACUUGUUUGUUAAAAUGCAAAAAGUUUGAUUUAUAAUGGUUUUUAGUCCAUAUAUACCAAACUGUGACCUAGAGUAUUAACAGUUCAAGUUUACUGCAACAGUUCGUAGAAGUUAAUUUACCUCUAUCGUCCUUUAUUCCUUCUUUAAGGGUUUCAGAAAUAGAACUUUUACUCUAACACAUCGCAACAAUUCACUGAAGUUGUAUGUUGUUUGGAUUGGGUAAAAAUUAUAUAAAAACAAACAAACAAAAAUCAGAGAUGCCAUUCUUUUCAAGGUUGCUCAAUGCAAACAUUAUAAUUAUAUCUAGUUUCCAGUUUUUUUGCUAAACAGCAGGUAGCUAUACAUUUAGCUUUAUUGUAAGACAUAAGAGUGGCACUGAUCUCCCUGUUUAAUUUUCAGUAGCAUCAAAGAAAAUAUGCAUCUCUCCAAAAUGUCCAGCAUUUCCCUUACUAAUAACUAAUCACUUGUGGUUAAAAUUUAAAAAAUGUAUUUGUCCUGAUUCCAAACACAUCAAUAAAUGGUUAAAUUGCCAAGUGAACAGUUUGUUUUUACACAGGUUUGAAAAGCCCUUUUAUGGACAAAAGUAUGUGGACCUGUGAGCAACAUGCAUAUCUCAGUAUAUAAGCACACUAGAAGGGCACUCAGCAGAGCGCAUACCUUGCCCACCACAAAUUUUCUAUGUGCCGAUACUAUGCUGCAAUAGAUACGACCGAGUGUUGUCAUACUAAAUCAUAAAUCAUUUGAACAAAGUUUGUUAUAUGAUUGAACUUAAAGUCAUGUUGCGCCCUAAUUCUUUUAAGACUUAUCCUCAUAAGGUCAAAUGCAAAUAUGUGAAUAUUGUCCCUAUCUCACAUUGAUAAAGAAUCCUUUUACAAAAUCCUGGAUCCUGAUCAUGAUUCAAAUCACCACCAAAAUUUAAUAAAGUGUUCCUUGUACCACCUCUGACAACUCCAGAAAUUUUAAUCGAAAUCCAUUCAUAAUUUUCCGAGUUAUCCUGCCAACAGACAGACAGACAGACAGACAGACAGACAGACAAGCACAACCGAAAACAUAACCUCGCUCUGCCUAUUGGGUAAAAAAACAAAAAACAAACAAAAAAAAAAAAGAAACUUUUGUGGAUGGCUAAUUACUGCUAAAAAUAGGUAAACAUGAAGAAAAUGUGAUUUGUAGUUAUAAUUCAAUUUAAGUGAUCACAAUUUUUAAAAUAGACCUCUGUGGUUCUGAACAACAUCUAAGCAUGCCUUUUUUUCUUCUUCUUCUUUUUUAUUUUUAAGUUUGGCCUGCUGGUACUCUGACAGAUUAAAAUCUGUUAAUUUGAUGAUGUAAUGCUUUUGUGAUUCAGUCGCAUUAUCAUUGCUUCACUGGUUUAUAGUAUUUUGAUCAGUCUUGUUGACCUUUAACUUGAGUUUAAUGUUUUACAUGAUGUUAAACCUGUUCUGUAUUUGGUAUAGUGUUUACUAAUAACUGUACAUUUGGCAUAUUAUAGUGAAGUGUAUUGAAGUCCCAAUCAGUUCUGUCUUACAUGUUAUGAAGCUUUCUUAAAAAAUCUGACAGGAAAUAAUGUAUCAGACAUUACUGUCAUUAUACUCGGUCAAUGAAGACAGUUAAUUUUUUUUUUAAAUUUAUGUAUCUUGAGGAAUACUUAAAAAAUUUUUACUUGCUCAAAGUGAUAUUGAGACCUAUAAAAGCUAUGACAAACUACGUAUGAAUCCACUUUCAUGAACUGCGGGGGCUUUAAUAUUAUUUACUAUAAGAAUAUGAAACACCAGUUCACAGCUUUUAAACCAAUGCAAGAUUUUCUCAUGGACAAAAAUGAUAAAAUCUUAUCACAAAUACUUGCUGCUUGUACCCAAAGAUGCUUUUAUAUUGUAUUGCAGCUCUCGGGCUUUAGAAAAGUCAAGAGUAAAUUCUCACUUUUUUCAAUUUAUUUAUAUGCUACUCUAUGUUCCUUUUUUAGCAGUUCUGACUCGAGAUUAAAUUGUUUUUACAGACUAAUUAUAAGCAGAAGAAAUAUUCUGUAUUCUCUUCCGUCCUUGCUUUUCUACAUUUAUUUUGCUGUGCUUGUUGUGGGGUCCAUGAAGAGUUAGUCUUGUCAAGUUUAGUAACCAAAAUGUGUCUUCAUUUUAAGGGAUCUUGCCAAAAUAACAACUGACUACCUGCUGCUUUAAAAUGUUUUUGCUUUUAAACAGGUGUCACCACAUGAUAUCAAAUGUUAAUCUGUCACAUAUGUAAACAAAUCUGUCUGAUAUUUUAUUAGCGCUGUAGUUAAAGAAGUUGAUUAUAACAUGGCUAUAAGUAGAUACAAUGUCUAUGGACUUUGGUGACUAUAUAAAUAAUGUAUAUAAAUGUAUGCAUUUUAUAUUUGUGUUGCAUAUUUACAGUAGCUUGUAAAGUGUAAAUAGCUGGGACAAUUUUAGUUUGGCAAUAAAA